Ostreococcus lucimarinus CCE9901 is the source of this 2235-nucleotide messenger RNA. RefSeq lists its product with no specific name. The record is from RefSeq and is a predicted model, not a curated record. Lineage: Eukaryota; Viridiplantae; Chlorophyta; Mamiellophyceae; Mamiellales; Bathycoccaceae. Bases 39 to 1403 code for a protein of 454 amino acids. The transcript has a single exon.
GCGCCCACCGCGUCGCACCGCCCUCGGCGCGCGGCGCCAUGACGCUCAACGAACGCGAGCGCCUCAUCUCCGCGUUCUCGCCCCCGCGCGCGCUCGCGGACGACGCCAUCGUCGUCGACGUCGACGCGAUCGGCGUCAACACCCGUCGCGACGACGACGUUCGCUCGCGCUUCGCGCCGUCACCGUCGCCGUCCCGGUCGCGCGUCGCCGCUGGCGCCGCCGCCAUCGCGCUGCUCGGCGCCGCGAGCGUGGCGAUCGCGAUCGCGGGACGAUCGGGCGACGCGAGCGACGCCGCGGCGACGCGCGCGCGCCUCGGGUACACCGACGCGGAAAAGGCGCGCGCGCUGGACGUGCGGCGCUCGAUCGGCGACAAACGAUCCGGCCACGGAUUUCCGAUAUUUUUGCACAUCCCGAAGACGGGCGGGACGACGAUCGAGACCUCGCUCGGGGUGUCGGGGAUCGCGGAAGGGUACUGCAUCAAGCGCGAGGAUCGCGCGUACGAGCUGCACCCGAGGUACCGCGGCUGGGAAAAUUGGCACUCGAUUCCGAAGGAUUACGUGCGAAAGUCGUGGGCGAUCGUGAGGAAUCCGUACGAACGCGCGGAGUCAGAGUUUUUGUACUGGACCGGGACGUACGAUAGAAAGUUGUUCGACAGCCUGAAGGUUGGGUACGACGAGGGGAAUUGCGAAAAGUUCGCCGCGCACCUGACGCUCAACGUGCACGAUUCAAAAAUUCGAGCGUGCUACGAAGCGGGUGGAUGGGAGUUGAGAGCGCAGAAGAAGUGCGAGGAUGAAAUAAACGGAGGCGUCGCCUCGUUGUCUCACUGGGCGCCGCAGAUGCUCAUGGCGUCGCGCGCCGAAAAUCUUUUUCGAAUCGAAGAGUGCUUCGGCGCGGAGGAAGGCGAGUGUCCGCUGACGCCGUGGUCUAAACGACAUGGGGGCGCGUCCGUAAAGGAGGAAAACAUCAUUAGUUUCAUUCACCAUCGAUAUCACAAAAAGAUCGAAAUGGUCGUGACGAACGCGUGGCACAAGGAUGUCCCCAAGCCCGACUUGCACUCGUGCUGGUCGCGCUUUGAUCCGGAGCUUUUGAAUCUCUUCAACACGUUCUACGGCGGCGAUUUCGAACAUUUAGGUUACGACAUCAUGCGCAGCGCGGCGAACCUGGGCGCGCCCUCACAGACGGUGCCGAAGGAAUUGAUAGGUCUCACCCUCGGCCAACUCGCCGAGCGUUUGCCCAAGGGCGAACGCGUCGCCGUCAACAACGCGCCGACAUGUCCGCCGAAGGAAAGCGUCCUCGAGGAGUUCCUGCACGGCGGCGAUAAGUCACACGCGCAAGUCGGCGAAGCGACGACGCAGACGACGACACGUCGAGCGUCACGCCGCAACACUAAACCAAAACACUGACGCGUCGGAGCGGUAGCCCAUAGCUUAUUUUCAAUCGAGCGACGACGCUCGGCUUCGUCGUCCCGCUCGCCGAGUGGAUAGAGCCCUCACAACGCCGCGCCGCGCGUCUUUCCGCCGUCAUGCUCGCCUCCGCGCGCGCCCAUCGCGCGAACGCGCCGAUGUCGCGCGCGCUCGCGUCGCGCGCGCGCCGCGCGCAUCACGCGCGCCGCGCACAACUCCUCGACUCGACGGACCAGAGCACCGAGUACACCAUCAGGAUGACGACGGAAGAAGCGCGAAAGUGCAUCAAAUGGGAUGCCCUCGUCGUCGGCGACAACGAACGAGCGAUAUUCGUCGCUGGCGUCGCGCGCGAGAGCGAUUGCGAGCGCGCGGGGGUGGUGCCGGGACAAAGACUGCGCGCGUUGACGUCGCCGGUGGGGGACGCGGACAAGCUUUGGAUAAUUUCGGAUACGGAACGCUUGGCGUUCGUGAAGGAUGCCAUACGGUCGACGCGAGCGGAAGAGAUCACGUUCGUGCUGGAGAAGGAAAUAACGGUGACGCAGGAGAUGGUCGCCGCGGCGAUGAGCGAGGAGGAGAGGGCGGAGGAAGAGGCGCGCGAGGCGAGAGCCAAGGCGAAGAACGAAACGCCGACGCGAUCGAGAGACGCGAACGGGAAAAGGAUCGAAGAUCGGCCGGAUUUGUACACGGAAAAUUGGGAGGGCGAUCAAUUCGUGGGUAAAGGGUUCUGGAAUGAACUCACCGUGGGGUUGGCGGUGGCGAUCGUGGUGCCGUUGGUUAUCACCGUGCUCGCGACGACGACGCGGGGGGUGCUUUGGGACGUGACGCGGUUCUG